CAAACCCAAAAGACCACUAAGAUAAGCUUGAAAUGCACAAAAGCAUACAAAGAGAGCAUCCAAAACACAGGAGCUAAAAGAAUUGGUGGCAUCUGGAGAUUUUUUCAAAGGAGAAGCAUCUUCUAAUGGGUCUCUGGAUAUAUGCUCUGCAGCCAGCACAAGUUGUAGAUCAGGUUAUGAGGGCAAUUAGGGGAAUCCAUAGAAAGGUAAAAAUUACAAAGCGAAAAAGAGGCAGCCUGUACGUGAACAGUGUUUUUUCCUCUCUCCAGAUUGUCCAAAAAACCAAAGAGAAGGCGAGAUCUAUUAAAUUGAUGAGUUUUCUUCAAAUUUGAGUUUGAGACGCCACUGAUGUUCCCGUUUUGAAUAGAGUAUAGUGUAUAGAUCCCACACACCCACUUCACAACCCCCCCCCCUCCCCACCACCACAUGCCCACUGACAUACGCGCACACACACAUAUAUAUAUAUCAGACACACAUACACAAAUAUAUCUGUAUAUAUCUGCAAAUUCGAAGCUUUUCACGCUAUCCAAUUCCAAAUCCAAAUCCAGAGACCUCCUCUAUUUUCUCCAUGGUGAUACAGCUCUUCUCAAAGUCACUAACUACCACUGACGUCCGCAGGAGGCUAGCCAUCCCCACCAGGAUUGUGAACUCCUUGUUACCCAACGGAGGCGACCACGCGGUGGAGUUGCACGUGUGGCAUGGGACUACCGAAUGGCGAAUUAUGUGCACAACUCGCAAAGAAGGCUAUAAAAAGCCUGUAUUUUCCAGAGGGUGGAGACACUUUGCUCUUGAAAACAAACUAAAAGUGGGCGACGUUGUGACCCUUUACAAGGAAGAACAUGAAGCAGGGCAUUUGUACUACAGGAUUGAAGUGAAGAGAGCAGAUGAGCCAUCUUUUAAGCAUUCCGUGGCCACCGCUGGCAAUUUACUGAUCGGUAACUCCGAUGAAGCUUCUUGUAAAUCACAUCGCAGGUUUGAAGAUGGUGUAGUCAAGCAAUUUGAUUUUACAGAUGAGAAAGUAGAAAAGAGCUCUUUCAAGCUAUUUGGGAUUCAUGUUGUUGAGAAUCAGCCUCGGGUGGACGCCUCCUCCUAUGAAGCUCCUGCUGGAAAAAGUAGAGCUUAGGGCCAAGGAAGAGAAAGAAGACUACAAGAGUUGAUCAAAUUAUUGACAAAAAAGCAUUUUCUCACCUAUAUAAUUGGGGUUCAAAUUUUCAUUCCCCCCCUCCACCCUUUCUUGUAAAGGUUUCUUUCAACCAAUUAACCUCGUCUAAAAAAAAAAAAAAAACACCCCUUGAAUCAACCCAAUUGGACCAU
Molecule: messenger RNA, 1314 nt
Organism: Rubroshorea leprosula
Lineage: Eukaryota; Viridiplantae; Streptophyta; Magnoliopsida; Malvales; Dipterocarpaceae
Source: the annotation of a GenBank genome assembly